Messenger RNA from Colias croceus (clouded yellow), 666 nucleotides. RefSeq lists its product as uncharacterized. Lineage: Eukaryota; Metazoa; Arthropoda; Insecta; Lepidoptera; Pieridae. The record is from RefSeq and is a predicted model, not a curated record. The coding region runs from base 1 to 666 and encodes 221 amino acids. The transcript has 4 exons.
AUGCUGUACGGUGUUUUUUUGUGUUUGGUGGGUGCUGUGGGAGUUUUGUCAGAUUCCACUGUUUUGUCUAGACGAAAACGAUACGUCGCUUUUCCGGAAGGUUCCAGUUUUUCGUGCGCAGGAUGCUUUACAGUGGGUACGCUUGGCCAGCCUGCCAUCUCCUCCUCUCCAGGGAUCUUCACCUUCGGCCUGAACUGGGGCAUAGCGUAUGAACUGCCAAAUGUCACGGAGACAGCAUACGCGUAUAGAAGGAAGAAGAAGCCGCUAAUGCAGCGCAGGAGUCGCAGGGAUUUGUAUGAAAAGCUGGAGUUGAUUAUAGAUAAUAUGGGAUAUAAUGGAAGACAGUGUAUUCUAAAAACUUUAUGUGAGACAACACAACGCAUCGUACCUAACGGAGAAAACAUGAUAGAAGAAAUAUUCAGAACUCUGUUCACGCUACCAAUGGCGAAGUUGUUACCAACAGAACCUCUAGAACACGCAGUGUACGACUCAGCACAUCGGCUAGGCGCCUUAUUAAAGUCGUGUGAUAACUACAAGUGUCCCUUUUCUUUGGUAGAUCUUGCUAAAGGAUAUUACAAUGCGCCUGCGCCUUCAGUCGAUAUUGCUAAGAGUCCCUGGGCCCUGUUUAGUAGUAGUUUUGGAAACGGGGAUUUAAAGUAUGUUUGA